This is a messenger RNA of Dicentrarchus labrax (European seabass), 3546 nucleotides long. RefSeq names its product leiomodin 1b (smooth muscle) (gene lmod1b). The record is from RefSeq and is a predicted model, not a curated record. NCBI's taxonomy places the organism in Eukaryota, Metazoa, Chordata, Actinopteri, Moronidae. Bases 325 to 2409 code for a protein of 694 amino acids. The transcript is spliced from 3 exons. Gene Ontology annotation, biological process: myofibril assembly; muscle contraction; pointed-end actin filament capping. Gene Ontology annotation, molecular function: tropomyosin binding; actin binding. Gene Ontology annotation, cellular component: striated muscle thin filament; myofibril.
GAUUUCGAAGAAUGUCCCAGCCUCACAGUCCACUUUGAUGAUGCGAGGCUCUUGCAGUUCAUCACUGGUACCCCUCACUGCAGGACUGCGAGUCCAGCCUCUUUCCCCCAGGAUUGAUGCCUCUGGUGGCUUUUUGGUGAGCGGGACGUGACGGGACAGCAGGACAACAUCUUUGGCCGAUGGGAAUACUCAGCUGCUCACCAUAGGAGAGAAAUCACACAAAAAUCAGAUUUUGAAUAAAGGGAUUUACUGUACUAACAUCAGCCCCGCUAAAGAAACCAGAUUUCUCUGAUUGUCUCCACGGGCGUAGCUUUUUAGGCAACCAUGUCCAGGAGAAAAGUGAGAGGCCUGACCCGUACGGGACGCCAGGUCAGCGAGGACCCUGACCUGGACAACCUGCUGUCCACCCUCUCCCCCGAGGAGGUGGAGGAGCUGGAGAAGGACAUGAUGAAAGUGCCAGACAUCAAGCCAGAGGAUGGGAAGAUCAUCGUCCAUGGGGAGAGCCAACCUGGGCAGCCACCUACGAGUAACAACGUCCGAGACGCUAAACAGGACAGCAAACGGGAGGGUGAUCCUAAAGGGAGGCUCAGUCAGAGGGAACAGUCAUUUGAGGGUGAGCAAAAGAAGGAGAGCCGGAAGCAGGAAUAUCUGAGGAAGAGGGGCCUGAGCCAGGAGGGGAACGACGACAUGAAAGUAGGGCUACGAAGACAAGCUAGUGUCUCAAGUGAAGGAGAUAUUAAAGUGGACAACAGAAACAGCAAAGGUCCUGAAAGUUCAAAAGAGGAGCGAAGUCGGCUUUCGAGUAGAUACAGGAAGCAGGAAAGCAGAGAGAGUGACGUGAAAGAUGAGACCAAAGAGAGAGAGAGACGUGAGGACAAUAAGGUAAGAGACAAAAGAGAAACCAGAGAGAGCACGGGUAGCAAAACAAAGGAUAUGAUCUCUAAGUUACAGGAAAAAAAGGAUGACAGCAGAGAGGAGAGGAAAGAAGACUUAAGGAGAAAAGAUGAAAGCAAAACCAAAGACAUUAUCUCAAAGCUGCGAGAAAAACACGAAAAGGAUGUCGGCAAGGAAAAGGAGAGGAAAUCUGAGAGUUUCAGGACGCAAGGACUCGUCUCUAAAAUGUUGGAGAAGCAGAGCAAGGCACAGGAGAGCCAGGCUCCGGAGAGUAAACCAGAAGAGAAGAAGCCUAAAGCAGAGGAGAAAAAAGCUGAAGAUAGAAACAAGCCUGAUGUCAAACUUGAGCGACAACCAUCUGAGAGGGGCGAGGUGCAGGUGAAACAUGACAAGGCGGAAAAAAGAACAGACAGAGAAGAGCUGGUUAACCACAGUGACCACGUGAAAGAGAAGGAGAAGAAGACUAGCACAGAGAAGAAAGUAGGGGAGACAAAGGAAAAAGAAGAUGUUAAAGGAAAAGCUAAAAAAGCUGAAGAAACUGAGAAAGUUGGUAACUGCGUGGCCAAAACCACCCCAAACAGCAAGGGGAAAGAGGAAGAGGAAGAGGAUGAAGACUCAAGCAUGUUUGAUGAACUGAUGGAGCAGGUUCGAAGCAACGACCCCUCCCUCGCUGAACUCAACGUCAACAACUCAGAAGUCAUCAAGACGAAAACGCUGAUUGAGUUUGCGGAGGCUUUGCGCAACAACACCAAUGUUAAGAAGUUUGCUUUGGCCAACUGCCGUGCAGACGACCACGUGGCUUACGCCAUCGCGGGCACGCUACGCAACAACAAGACUAUCACCAGCAUCAACCUGGACUCCAACCACCUCACUGGCAAGGGCAUCCUGUCUCUGAUCCAGGCUCUGCCGCACAACUCCACGCUGACCGAGCUUCGCUUUCAGAACCAGCGACACAUCUGUGGCGGGAAGACCGAGAUGGAGAUGACCAAGAUCCUGAAAGAAAACACCACCCUUCUCAAACUGGGCUACCACUUUGAGUUAGCUGGACCCAGAAUGACCACAACAAACAUACUGAGUCGAAACAUGGACCGACAGAGGCAGAAGCGCCUGCAGGAGCAGAAGCAAGCCCAGGCCAACGGGGAGAAGAAGGGAACGCUGGAGGUGCCCAAGAUGGGUGGUGGAGGAUCUCUGAGAAGCUCACCCAAAGCUUCCCCCAAACCUUCUCCCAUACCUUCACCCAUGCCAUCACCAAAGCUGACUCCUAAAAGAGGAGCCGGUGGAGGUCCGACUCCACCGCCACCUCCACCUCCUCCAGGGGGUGGACCUCCUCCUCCUCCGCCUCCUAUGCUGGAUGUAGACUCCCUGAGGAACUCUCUGACUCCGGUGUCGCAGAGGAAGCUGGAUGGAAAAAGCCCCGGCGGUAGUAAGAACUCAAGGGACCAACUGCUCGCCUCGAUCAGAGGAAGCGAUCUUAAACAACUCAAGAAGGUGCCGGUGCCAAAGUGGCUGCAGUAAUAUUUCCUGUUGGAAUAUAAAAUGAAAAAGAAGAGAGGGGAGAGAACAGACAUCUCACCACAGGUUUUCAAGGAGAUAAACUCUAUAUUCCCAGGGAUGCAGUCGAAGAACUGUGCUGUGGGACGGAUAGAGAAACAUGAGAUGGCCCACCGGUUGGAUGAAUAGCCCUCACUAUGAGUUCUCCCCUCAAACACUGGACCAAAAGGACUCUGUGGAGAAUGAGUGAUGUGGGACUCUCUAUUUGCCGACUGCAGAGAGCGCCAUGAGUUUUGUGGUUGUUUUGUCUUCAGUUCAUAUUGACGCUUCGCUGGUUAUUUGCACUAGAUAAUAUGAAGCUGAUCAUAUAAACAUGUUGGCUUGUGUAUGCAUCUGAAUGUGAGUGUGGUCGGAGUGUGCGAAGAGCAUAAUAAGAGAUUCAAAUAACUCUAUAAAAUUCUAAUAUACAAAAGUUUAUCAGCGAUAUAGUGGACAUUAGUUUGACCAUUUAUUUAUUUGUGGAGUUUGUGGGAAUCCAUCGUAUACUUGUUGUUAAGUUGUAAAUCUGUUCAAACUGGGAAUUCUGAAAUGGUGGAAAUAUCAGGGAAUUAACAAACAUGGCGGCCUGACUUAAGAAAAUCUGGGUAAGAAAAGAAAAAAAAAAAGGUCAAGGUGGUCUUUGAUUGUGUGUCUCAUUGCCAAAUCUCAAGACAUCUCAGGCAGGGUUUAAUAGAUUGGAAAGCAGCCCAGUGGGAUCCUGGUGCAUGACGGAAGAGUUUUAGCAUGGAAAUAAUUACAUAAUGCAUUUUUAUCAGGAAGUGCAAAUGGCUGCCCGUCAGUAUCCGAUGUUAUAUUUUGUACAGAAUCAUUGUAGCCUGGGUGUUUGAAUACCUUACAUAACUUGUAACGUAAUAACAUCGACAUGUCUUAACCUUAGGGGGGAUUUGGAAAACCAUUACUGGCUUACGUCAACCCUCCUGUUGAUUUAGGCCAUACUUUUAAGUGAAUGUCAUUUUCCAGAGGAAUUUAAUGUGAUGAACAAAAAUCUGAGUGGCACUCAUAUGUGUACUGUGUAACGAAGGACUCUCUGUCAUAUCUGAUUACACAUGCCUUUCUUACAGAGCCUGUAUGUCUUCAAUAAAAGAUUCUGGUAUGUUUGCA